This is a messenger RNA of Linum trigynum, 4221 nucleotides long. The record is from the annotation of a GenBank genome assembly. Lineage: Eukaryota; Viridiplantae; Streptophyta; Magnoliopsida; Malpighiales; Linaceae.
AAAAUAUGACUAACAGAGACUUCCCAAUCACAAAACCAUUGGAUGAUGGUUGUGUGGCGUUGGUCGCCUGCAUCCGACAUGAGAAGCUAAACUGCGCAUUUGGAAUCCAACUGGACCUGGAUAGGACCAAAACCAAAGUCCCCAGCAAGUUGAAGCCCCCUACAACUCUCUCGGCUCAGCUCUGGUGAUGGAGCAAAUGUAGAGGUUGCUACACAACUUCCAGAAUGAUCUCUAGUCAGGCCACCCAUAGUCGCGUGACCCAAAUCAGGAUGGACGGAGCCAUUGAAGUUGGGAGAAACCUAUUGGGGUAGGUUAUACAUCUCUAUUCUUAUGGAUGGAUGAGCAAAUUUUGUUGAGAUUGGAAAUUUUAUAGGAAAAUUCCUGAAUCCAUGUGACAAAUGCAUAAUGAAAAGAGUAAGUGUCGACAAUUGUGACUAUCGAUUGGUGAAUGAAAUGAAAUCGUUGAUUUGGUCUAUAGUGGAAGUUGGAACAAGGUUGGAGUUUCUAGUAUUUGAUGGUAGAAGUUGAUCAUAAGUGAAUUUAUUAAUUGGACAUAUCCUGAACUUUUUGUUAAGGACAUUUCUUGACGAUUAACGAGCUCCAUAACUCCCUCCCCUAUCUCAAUUUCUGGUUUCGCCCUAAUUAAAAUGUUACUGGUUUAGUUAUUGGUUACUAAGUAGGUUGUCAUGAUCACUAAUGAUCAAUCACUGAAAUUACAUUUCACGUCGUAACCAACCUGUCCAAACAAAGCCGUCAUUUGCCACUAAACCCCGUCAUGACCGAGAGAUCAAACAAGUACAACCCCUGGACCAAGAAAAAAAUUGCAAUUCCGGCGAUCCAUUCCGACUAUCCGUUAACUCACUUCCCGCCCGCCUUCCCAAUUCAUAUGCUACUCUGCCUUUUCAUCAUUCCUCCCAAAACAGCCCCAAUGGCCUCCGCAGCCGCCUUCCUGACCACUCCGCUCCACCAUCUCUCCCCCUUUUUAACCACCACAUCCAUAGCAGCAAUCACCAUUUCCGCCGGAAUCUGCUACUAUCUGACGGCGAAAAGAUCCAACAACAACAAACAACCACCUCUGCCGCCGGAACCUCGCGGCGCCCCUGUUCUCGGUUCCAUCCCAAUGUUCCUCAACCGAACCCCAAUCCACCGGAAAUUCACCGCCCUCUCCGCCGAAUACGGCCCCAUAUUCAAAGUCCGUGUGGGCACCAAACUCUACAUCGUCGUCAGCUCGCCGGAUCUAGCCAAACAAGUCCUCCGCGACAACGAAUCCGUCUUCUCCAGCCGCGACGUCCCGCUCGUGGUCCGGGCCUGCACAUACGGCGGGCUGGAUCUGGCCUGCAUCCCGAUGGGCCCGGAUUGGGCCUCGAUGCGGAAAGCCGCGGUCGGCAAGGCCCUCAGUAAGGCCGGGUUGGACGGAUGCUACGAAUUGAGGAGGAGGGAAGUCGUGAAGUUGCUGAGCGAGUUGGAAGUCGGUAAGCCGGUCGGCGUGUUCGAAUUAGCGCAAGAGGUGAUUUGGAAUGCGACUCUGGGUAUGGUUUGGGGCGGAGAUGUUGAUUACGAGGAGACUCGGGAAGUGGGUAACCGAAUGUUGCGGCUAUUGGGGAAGCCGAACGUUUCGGAUGUUUUCCCGGUGCUGGCGAGGUUUGAUCUGCAGGGGAUUGAGAGGGAAGGGAAGGAGGUGGCUCGACGGUUUGAUCGGACUGUGAGCGCGGUGAUUGAGAAGAGAUUGGGCGGCGGUGGGGAGAAGAAGGAAGGGGAUGGGGUUAAUAACAAGACGAAGGAUUUGUUUCAGGUUCUGCUGGAUUCUGGUGCUGCCUCGUCCUUGGCUUCCAUGGCCCAUUUCAAAGCCCUGCUCCAGGAUAUCGCCGUUGCUGGGAACGAAAACAUAUCGAGAAUGAUCGAGUGGGCAAUGUCAGAGCUACUUAACAGCGACAGGGCAAUGAAAUCAGUGAAGCGAGAGCUAGACGAAAUGGUGGGACUCGACAGCCUAGUGGAGGACCACCAUCUGAGAGACCUCAAAUACAUUGACGCCGUCAUAAAAGAGACGUGUCGAUUACACCUCGCCCUCGUCACCCGGACGGCGAACCAAACCUGCACCGUCGGCGGAUUCACCGUCCCCCAAGGGACGGAAGUCGUCGUCAACGGCUGGGCCAUCCACAGGGACCCUCAGUUCUGGGACGAGGCGUCGGAGUUCCGACCGGAGCGGUUUCUGGACGGUGGGGACGGGAGGUCGCCGGCGUUUGAUUUCAUGGGCGGCGGGAGCAGCGGUUUCCGGUACAUUCCGUUCGGGUCGGGUCGGAGGGGUUGUGCGGGAGUUAAUUUGGCGGAGAGGAUGAUGAAGUAUGUGUUGGCUUCGUUCUUGCAUUGUUUCGAGUGGAAGCUUGCCGACGGGGAAGGAGGAGUUGUUGAUUUUGCCGACGAGUUUGCGCUGUUGAUCAAGAAGAAAAGGCCGUUAAUCGCAGUGCCGACUCCCCGCCUGCUUGCUAGUGCUAGGCCAGAGCUGCUUGCUUAAUUUGGGGAUUAGGUCUUCGGAAUUUGCAACUCAAGAAAUAAUGGUUCUUUCGAUUUCUACGAAAUGGGUGGAUUGUCAAAUUUCUAGUGUUUGGUAUAUAGAAUUGGGCCUAGAGUAGGAUGAUUGAAUGGGAUCUGCAAAUUAAAUUGAGAUGGAGUGGACUGGUGGGCCGCUAGUGGGCCGUUCUGAAGUGGGCUAUUUAUCCACCAAUACAAAGAAGAUUGGGCCAGUUUGAUGUGAUGGGAACGAUAGUGAUACCAUUGAAUAUUUUCUAGCCAAGCCACUAAUAAUCACAAUGGUUGUUAUCACUUAAUCAAUGAUUAAGCAUAGUGAUCCUUGGCUAAUGGCGUGGUCCCUGUCUCCCUGUCAAAUCAAUUUUCUGUCAACAUCCCAAACCAAAAACGAGAUUAGUAAUUAAUUAAUCAUCAUCUCAUAAAGCAUUAACACAAACGUCGAAGCUAGCUAGUCAUUCUCCCACUCCCUUUUGUGGUAUUCUACGGACUUAUUAUCCCCCUUCCCCAUUUAUCUAUCUUAUCUUUUUUAUUUUUAUCUUUAUGUGAGUAGCGUUUUUCUAUCUUGACAGAAGGAAUUUUAAUCAUUUAUAGUUUUGGAAGUUCAUUGUAUUUAUUUAUUAUAAUGUAUAUAAUACUUCAUACUGAAUAAAAUACAUUGAUUAAAAAGAUGUUUAAAAUAGUUGGUGGGUUUAUGGUGGUGGGUCAAUUGAAAGAUCUUACUUUUUUCCUUAUGGCCAGAUCCUCCAAAUUAGGAUCAGAGAGAGCACUUGUGGUAAUAAUUAAUUAAUCGAGCUUCAGUAGUUUAUAAAGAUUAAUUUUUGGCAAUAUACGAGCUUUCUCAUUGGUUAAUGUGGCAUAAUUCUGAACACUAAUUCCACUACUAACGUUUGCGUCAGUGUAAUCCAUAUAAUCAGUUUAGAAGAGAAUCUCUAAUUCACAAUAUGAAUUAGAUUCCAGUAUUUUUGGAUAGUAAUGGUCACUUAACUUUGAGCGGCAAACAAAAUCGUCAUCCUAGCUUUAGAAUGACACAAAAUCAUCACUUAAAUAUUUUGCAUGAUAAACAAUGGUAUUUCUUUGAACGCUUUAGACAACUUACAAGCCGCACUUAUCUUCAAACAGCCCUGGAUCAGAUACUUCAUACAAGAAAAAUGUAUCUCCAUUUUGAAACCUCCAUCACACAACAACAAAAAAACCUGGCAGGGAGCUUGAGCCUUAAUAUACCAUCAUUCAGUACUAAUCGCUUUUCUUAUUAAAAAUUGGUUGAAUUUGGUUAAGCGCAUGCAGUCUCCAAUCUUGUCCUAUAAUUAAGGAACUCUAAUUGUUAUUUGCUAAGCAAUGUGCUAUAGUACUGCCACAUCGCAAAUCACUUUCCGGCUUUCAGCUACAAAAAGGGUUUGCAAGUAUAUAUGAAAUAUGAUUAAUUAGUCCCUAAUGGAACAACAAUAAAUAAAUAAAUGAAUAGAUUAUCACAAAAAAGAAAUAGAGAAUCAUGUACAAAACGAUUAUAGAGCAUGUUCAUUUGUUUGAUAUGAUCAUAUAGCCUACAAUUGUAACUAAUUCAUACGUACUUACUCAACAAUUUGUCUUUGCAAUAAUCAUUAUAUGAAUUAUAUGAAUUAUGAAGCUGUACCAAACAUCUUUCAUAAUUAAUUAUUUCAAAUACAAGCAAAAUGUAAAUAAUUUUAUUGUAAAUUC